AUGGGCCUCGCCGCCGCCGCCCGCGCGGUCCUCCUCCUCCUCGCCGUCGCCGGGGUCCUCCUCCGUCCGGCGGCGGCGGAGAUCAAGCAGGAGUCCUUCAAGGACGACUCCCGCCCCUCCAUCCUCUUCGAGAAGUUCGGCUUCGGCCUCAAUGGCAUGGUGUCAAUCUCCGUCACCGGCGCCAAGGCCUCCUCCACGCUCGCUAGGCCCGACCCCGCACAGAUCGGCUUCUUCCUCCUCUCCGACGAGUCGCUCUUCGAGGCCAUCUACGAUCAGCCGGCGCCCACGGAUCUGAACCCCAACCCGGAGUCCUCCCCCACCUGCGUCCUCUCCAGCCCCUACGUCAGUCUGCUCUUCACCUUCGCGGACCUCAACGACAAGGGCUACUACAACAAGACUUUCCCCAUCACCCACCCCGACGAGUACAGCCUCUUCUUUGCCAACUGCGCGCCGGAGACCAGCGUCACCAUGGAGGUCCGCACCGACAUGUACAACACCAACCCGGACGGCACCAAGGACUACCUCUCCGUCGGCAUGGCCUCCGUCCCGGGGAUCUACGCCUUCUUCGUCGUCUGCUAUGUCGUGUUCCUGGCCGGGUGGCUCUACGUCACCCUCUACCGCAACCGCCUCUCCGCUCACCGCAUCCACCACCUCAUGUCGGGCCUGCUCGUCGCGCGAAUGCUCUACUGCAUCUCGGCGGCCGAGGACCAGCACUACAUCCGCACCGCCGGGACACCGCACGGGUGGGACGUCAUGUUCUACCUGUUCCAGCUCGUGAAGGGUGUCAUCUUGUUCGCUGUGAUUGCGCUGAUUGGGACUGGGUGGUCGUUCCUGAAGCCAUUCCUGCAGGACAAGGAGAAGAAAGUGCUCAUGGUGGUGAUCCCUCUGCAGGUUGCAGCUAACAUCGCCGCCGCUGUGGUCGGCGAGACUGGCCCAUUCUUGCAGGGAUGGGUGACGUGGAACCAGAUCUUCUUGUUUGUUGAUGUGGCUUGCUGCUGUGCUGUGCUCUUCCCAGUCGUGUGGUCCAUGCGAUCUCUGCGGGAGUCAUCCAAGACAGACGGCAAGGCGGCCAGAACCCUUGCCAAGCUCACGCUCUUCCGCCAGUUCUAUGUUGUCGUGAUUGGAUACUUGUACUUCACCAGGAUCAUUGUGUAUGCCCUCAAGACAAUUACUAACUACAAAUACAGAUGGGUGAGCGUUGCAGCCGAGGAGGUGGCCACCAUGGCAUUCUACAUGUUCAUGUUCUACAUGUUCAGGCCAGCUGAGAGGAACCAGUACUUUGCACUUGACGAGGACGAUGAGGAAGCCGCAGAGAUGGCGCUCCGUGAAGAGGAGUUUGAGCUCUAG
Molecule: messenger RNA, 1347 nt
Organism: Miscanthus lutarioriparius
Lineage: Eukaryota; Viridiplantae; Streptophyta; Magnoliopsida; Poales; Poaceae
Source: the annotation of a GenBank genome assembly